Molecule: messenger RNA, 4033 nt
Organism: Mugil cephalus (flathead mullet)
Lineage: Eukaryota; Metazoa; Chordata; Actinopteri; Mugiliformes; Mugilidae
Gene: kbtbd7
Product: kelch repeat and BTB (POZ) domain containing 7
Exons: 1
Coding region: 571-2445 (624 amino acids)
Molecular function (GO): protein binding
Source: RefSeq, a predicted model, not a curated record
GAAAAGAUGUUUUUGGGUAGUGAAAAGCCGUAAUCAUGAAAGGAUGUUGCAUUAAAAUCCUUUGAGGAUACACCAGACCAGAUAUAAAUCGAAACGACAAAAAAGUGGAUGCACUUAUAAAUCAAGAAGAGUUUUAUUUUGGCAGAUCCGGCCGGAAUCUGUAGUUCCAAUCCUGACAAAACUGACGUUUCUUGUUUUAGUAAAAAGACGCUUCUCCGUCCGUUUGCUACAUUCAAAACAGAGAUGAGCAAAUGUCGAGAAAAAAAGAUCUGUGAAAAUCAGCAUUAUUUUUAAAGCGAUUCUCUAGGGGGGUAGUUUGUCGGAGUAUCCGUUUUUUUGACGCGACAUCAUGGUCAUUUAACGGACUCGUAGGCGUCCGUUCAGCUGUUGAGUCGCUUGGUAAUGUAUUUACCCACAGGGUACGUUUGAUUUUCGGAUGUGUCACCGUCGGCGCACAGACCCUUUGGCGUUACCGACCAUGCUCGCCGCAUGACAGCGUGUCAUUUGCAACCUUCGCCGACGUAAAAAAAAAAAAAAAAAAUUGCACAUUUCUCUCUCGAGUUUGCAGCAAUGGCUUUUUCGGCGCUGCACUGCUUCAGUGGUCCCGAGGUGCUGGAGGACGUGAACCACGCUCGGGGUUUGAUGACCGAGCUCAAGUCCCUGUACGACUCCCGGCUGCUCGGGGACGUCACCAUCGGGGUCGGGCGUGAGGAGGAGCCGCUGGAGGACAGCGGAGACUCCUCCAGGGGUGACAUUGACCAACUUUUCCUGUGCAGCCGCAACGUCCUCGCCGCCGCCAGCCCGUACUUCAAAAGCAUGUUCACGGGGGGGCUGCACGAGAGCGUCCAGGAGAGAGUGGUCAUCCGUGGGGUGGACUCUGAAUCCAUGUCUGUCAUCAUCGAUUACUGUUACACGGGCAGGGUGACCAUCACGGAGAGCAACGUGCAGAGGCUGUACGCGGCCGCAAACAUGCUUCAGCUGGAGUACAUCAGGAAAGCUUGCUCCAGUUUCAUGACCAGGAGGCUGGACCUCUCCAACUGCGUGGGGAUACUGAAGUUUGCGGACACCUACGACAAUCCCGAGCUGAAGGAGAACGCGCAGGCGUUCAUAGCCCGGAACUUCAGCCAGGUGUGCACCGGGGGGGAGCUCGGCGAGCUGGACUUGGUGCAGCUGAAGGAGCUGCUGUCUCUGGACACCCUGGACGUUGACUGCGAGAAGAAGGUGUGCUCGGCGGCCCUACAGUGGAUAGAGACCAACGCGCCACAGAAGAAGGAGGACGCUUUGCAAGCGCUCAAGUGCGUGCGCUGGAACCUGUUUACCGAGAAGGACAAGUGUUACUUGGAAAGCCUCAUGACGAGGCCUCUAAUAGAGAAGUACUUGGCAUCGUUUUUCGACAGGUCUGCAGAGGACAGCUGUGGGAUGUCUGCACCUCUAGACGUACCAAAACACAGGAUAGGUGUGAGUGCGAAAGAAAUGAUCCUCUUUUUCGGUCUUCCCAACGAUAACAUCAUGUGCUGCGACCCUUAUUCGGAGGACCUGUAUUUCAUGGCUCCUCCGCUGGAGGACCUGAGCAGUCAGGAUUACAAACGCUCCACCAUGGAGUCUCUAAUCGCCUGCGCCACCCCCGAAAACAACUUGUACCUAGCCUCCCACCUCUCUAAACACUUCUGGCUGUACAACCCUGUCCUCAACAGCUGGCAGGAGCUAGCGGAGAGGCCGCUGGGGAGGAUACACUCGGGGAUGGGCUAUCUCAACGGCCACGUGUACCUUCUGGGUGGAAGGAAUCCAGUGACAGAUGCCAGACUGAAGGAGGUCGAGUGUUACAGUGUGCAGAGGAACCAGUGGACGUUUGUGGCUCCUCUGCCGCACUCUUUGGGUAAAAUGCAGGUGGUGGCUCUAAAUGACCACUUGUACGUGGUGAAUAAAAGGAGAAUGCUUUGCUACGAUCCCAAGAGGAACCGCUGGCGCCACUGCGGGUCGCUCCGAAGAGACAAGCUCCACAAAGCCUGCGUGUUCCAGGACCAGAUAGUCUGUGUGUGUGACAUCCCCGUGGUGAAAGCUUACAGCCCCACCAGGGGGGAAUGGAAGAGGUUGGGCGACAUUCCCAUCGACAGUCGAGCCCUAAAUUACCAGGUGAUCCAGCACAACAGCAAGCUGCUCCUCCUCACUCAGACUUUGCUGCAGCACAACAAGAACAGAGUCCUGAUCCAUGAGUACGACCCAGCGAGGGACACGUGGAAGAACAUCAUGGCGGUGUACGUGUCCACGCUGGGACCCGUGUGCGUUUCGACACGCGUGUACCCAGCGUGCCUGGGCUCCGCACACAGCUUCUCCACAGAGGAAGACGACGACAGCGGCUCCAGUGCAGACUGGGACUUUGACGGCCUCACGGACGCAGACUCUGACUCCGGCAGCUCCAGCUCUUUCUCAGAUGAGAACUGGUAGCGAAACGCCUACGUGUGUCAAAAGAAAGUUUAACUUAUUUAAUGGAUAUUUACAGGGUGGGUUUGUCCGCCUGGAGAGGCCACAGUAUUAAUUCAAUGUAAGUGCAGUCGUCUAAAGCACAAGCUGAUCAGAAGUGGAAGUCUUUACAUGCUUUACUGGUCUCUUACAGGUUUUCAGUGAUGCCAGGAGGCAAAGGCUUCGUUCUUCAGUUGGCAUCGACAUGAAGGUCGAUUUGAUGUCUGUAUAUUUAUUGUUUGCGCAAUAAAAAUAGCAGUGGGCUCCACUACAGAGGAGAGAGUCAUGCGUCAUCAUGUACCACAUUGAUAAGGCAGCUAAGAGGAGGAUACUACACAGAUGUAGUAUUACACUUGAGUAUGAGGAGAAAUUGUGUGAGACACAUUAGCAAAGAAUGGUCAACAGCAUUGAGUAAUGUAUCCUGGUUUGUCUCUUAGGUCAAAAAUACUUUAAAUCCUACACUUCCCAUGAUUCAGUGGUUCCCAAACUGUUCCUUUGUCUUGCUCUUGACUCUGCAACCUGUAUAGUAGGAGAGCUUUGUUCCUUAGCAGUGUAAUAUCUAAAAAAGAGGAGCUUGGAAGAAAAGGUUUGGGAACCACUGUCUUCAUCUGUUGCUUCCUACUUUUUACACACAUACUCUUCCCACUUUAACUGAAUAAAAUUUGUGCACUCCAAACCCAAGCUCAGACACUCGGUUAAUGUUACUUCUUAAUGUUAAAUCUUUUUUUUUUUUUUAUUGACAAAGCCACGCCAGAGCUACAUUUAACACCAAACAGUACAUAAAGCAGUUUGCACUUGCCACCUACUACUCCCUGUGGCUAAUAAACUGUACGUACAUCGAAUUUUUUUUUACUCAGUCUGUGUUUGUGACCGAACUAUUUGCAAAUAAAUGUUAUCUAGCUUGAAUAAGUGCUUAAUAUUACGCCGAUGUGUUGAGUUAAUCAUGAAUUUGAUGUCAGGCAGCUGAAGUGCCUCACGUUUAUGACUUCAAACACAACCGGUCGUAAACAGGGCUUUAAGAUCUACAAUCCUUUUUAUGUCCGCGUGCAUCGAGACCUCGCAGCCAAACGAUGAUGUUAAACUACUGUCUGAAAUCUAGAAGCCAAUGUACUGUCCGCUCUCUCAGGUUUAGGCUUCAGCGAAAGCCUGUUUGCCAUGAUUGACUUUUCUUUUUAGAUGUGGUAAAGAUUGGAUUGUUUUGGUGACUGAUCAUACAUUUUAUGGAAAUUUAUUUGGAAAUAUUGAAUGUGUGUAUGUGUUUUCUUAUCUGUUUUUUUUUUUUAACUAUGUUUAAAUUAAAAAAAUCUGUUUGUUUUUUUUUAUUGUAUCUGAGGGUGAUAUGUCUGCAUGUUUUAAAGCUGUUAUAAAGCCAUUGUCCUCACCAAGUAACCCCUACACUCACUUAUCAGUUUAUUAGUGGUGCGUUUUCACUCAAUGACACAAAUAUUGUAGACAAAAUAUUAGAGCCUCUAACAACUUGGAAGUGUAACCUUCAUAAUGGUUCUCUUCUUACAGGGUUGUUCUAUAAAGCAGUAUUAUCUUUCUUGGUGUACCUAAUAAACUGGUAAAUGAG